GUUACGUCACUGACAAUGACAGAAAUAUAAUCAAUCUUAAACCUCUGUAAAAUAAAGAUCGGUACUCGUGUUAAUUAAAAACCUAUACAUAGUUAAGAACCGGGUACCACAAUGGGCGAUACUGUCACGUUUGGGCCCGAGGGCGACCGGUGGCUCUAUAACCGCAGCACCAAAACUUACGACCUCACGCGCGGAAAACACACCCAGGGGUUUACAAUCCAAACGACACAAGGACCGCCUGGGACUUCGUUCACUGUAGAUCCCGAGAAGACAGCACUGAUCGUCGUGGAUAUGCAGAACACCUUCCUCCAUAACAAGUGCCGCGAUCAUCCCACGGGCCUAGCGACGGUCGAACCGACCUUGACGUUGAUCCACAAGUGUCGAAAGUUGGGCAUCCAGGUCAUCUGGCUCAACUGGGGCCUCACAGAAGAGGACCUGGCCAGCAUGCCGGCGGUGGUAUCGCGCUCCUUCGCGCGGUCGCUCGUCGAGCCGUCGCACCCCGUCCGGCGCCUCGGCUUCGGCGCUGACCUCGGAGACGGCAUGGGGCGCACGCUGAUGGCGGGCGAGUGGAACUCGGCGCUGUACGCGCCGCUCGCGGCCGCCGUGAACUCGCUGGACAAACACCUGCCCAAGAACCGCAUGUCCGGGCUCUGGAACGAGCAGACGCCGCUGUGGCGCUACCUCAUGCAGAGCGGGCACAGGACACUCAUGUUCGCCGGGGUGAACACGGACCAGUGCGUCUUGGGGACCCUGACCAACGCGUACAAUGCGGGCUGGGACUGCGUCAUGGUGGAGGAUUGUUGCGCGACUACGACGGACGGGGGGCAUGAUGUCUGUGUGCACAACGUUGCGGGGUCGUACGGUUUUGUGAUUGAUAGCAAGUCGUUCACGGCUGGCAAGUCGGCGUAGUCUAUUGUGGGGUUUCAGCACCUAUGCGAUGAGACAUUUUAAUAGAUGAAGUAAUGAUACGAUCAGCAACAACCAACCAUCCCAUGGCGUCGAAGCGGCACAGGAGCAUAACCAGAACAGAAGUAUUGUACACACAUUAUGUUCGAAUACUUACAAGCCCUAGAAUACAUGGUGGUACGUGCAUGAUGAUUGCUUCUGAUCACAUCAUUUUAAGAACGACUAGUGUGUGAAAACACGCCAUGUACUUUCAGGACCUUUUUAUCC
Molecule: messenger RNA, 1173 nt
Organism: Truncatella angustata
Lineage: Eukaryota; Fungi; Ascomycota; Sordariomycetes; Amphisphaeriales; Sporocadaceae
Product: isochorismatase
Exons: 3
Coding region: 112-909 (265 amino acids)
Source: RefSeq, a predicted model, not a curated record